This is a messenger RNA of Plasmodium gaboni, 4146 nucleotides long. RefSeq lists its product as hypothetical. Gene Ontology annotation, biological process: mRNA processing. Bases 1 to 4146 code for a protein of 1381 amino acids. Gene Ontology annotation, molecular function: mRNA binding. The transcript has a single exon. Gene Ontology annotation, cellular component: exon-exon junction complex. NCBI's taxonomy places the organism in Eukaryota, Apicomplexa, Aconoidasida, Haemosporida, Plasmodiidae. The record is from RefSeq and is a predicted model, not a curated record.
AUGGAUGUAAAAAAUUUAAGAAGUGAAUAUAUUCUAGAAGAGGAAAAUAACGUUUUUGAAGAUUAUAAAUCAUAUAUAAGUGAUAGUGUUGAAAAUAAAAGCAUAGAUUUUAAAAAUGAUUUAUCUUCAAGUUAUAGCAAAAAUAUUAACGAAGAAUAUGAUGAAGAGGAGGAAAAAGCAGAAGGAGAAUUUAAGGUGAAUAAAUAUGAAAAUAAAAAUGAAGAUAAAAAAGAAGAAAAAAUAAAUGAUACAACCAAUGAACAAUGUGAUAAUAUAAAAGUCGACAAAAAAAAAACAACUAACUUAAUAAAUUUAAAUGUGGAAGAAAAUAAAUUACAAGAAGAAAAAUUUAAUGAUGAUAACAAUAAAAUAAAUAAAAAUACAACAGUUAAUAAAAUAUUAGAAGAUUUAGAAGAUAAAAAUUAUUCAAUAAAAGAAAAAAUGAAAGAAGAUCCUUGUUAUGUUCCUAAAGAAUCUGGAUAUUUUUUACAUGAUAAUAGAUUUGAAAAUAAUGAGAAAAAGCCAUAUGAUAAAAAAGCACAAAAAUAUAAAAAUCAGUAUGCAGAAGAAAAAAGAUGGAAACAUGAUUUAUUUUAUGAUUAUAAGUAUGAUGAUUAUGUAAAAAGGGAUAAUAAAAACCAUAAUAAAACAUAUCAUAAUAAUAAUAAUAAUAAUAAAUAUUAUCUAUCCAAAAAUAAACAUGAUAACAAUAAAAAAAAUGAUUAUAAUUUUUCAUAUAAAAAUUAUAAAGAACGUUAUUAUUAUGAUAAAGGUAAUAGAAUAAAACAAAAUAAUUCUAUGACCUAUUAUAAACAUUAUAAUGAUAUAAGAACAAAACUAGAAAUAAAAAGAGAAACACAUAUUAAGAAUGAAAAUGAUAAUAAAAAAGAAAAAGUUAAUUUUAUUACUAUGGAUAAUAAAACCAAUAAUAAUACACAAAAGAAGAAACAUAUGAAGGAAACGUUAUUAAAAAAAAAUGACGAUCCUCAGAAUGAAAAAAUUACAGAAAAAGGGAAUGAAAAUAAAAGUACACCUAACAACAAAGAAAAAGAAAUAAUUUUAAAUGGGGAUAUAGUAAUCGAAAAUAAAAAAGAGGAAGAACAUGAAAAUAUAAAAAACGGAGAAGAGAAAUGUAUAAAAAAUAAUUUAAUACAUGAACAGGAAGAAAAAAAUAUAAAUGAUUUAUCAAAUAAAAAUAUGGAAGCCAGUAUAAAAGAUGUACCAAAUAAAAAAGAUGAACAAAAAAAAAAUGAAGAAUUAAAUAAACAUCUUACAAAUGAUAAAACAAAAAAAUUGUUAAACGAGAAAAAUAAAGAAGAAGAUAUAUAUAAAAAUAAUAACAAAAAUAAUAAUAAAAAUUUUGUGAACUCAUAUAAAUCUCAAAAUUAUUAUAAUAAUAAUUCCUUAAAUGAUAAAUAUACAUCACAUAAAUUUGAUGGUACUAGAUUUGUAUAUUUAAAAGAUGAACACAAUCAUUCUAAUAAAUUGUUAUAUAAUAAAUUCACUUUGAAAAAACAUUAUACAUAUGAAGAUAAUUAUAAUAACAAAAAAAAAUUGUAUUCAUAUAAUACUUUUGACGGAUCAGAACAAACAAGAAGGAAAGGAUAUUCAAUUAACAAAAAUAAAGAGAGCUCAAAAAAUUUGGACUAUAAAAGAAUACAUACUAGAGAAAAUAAUAUUACCAAUAAUUAUUCAAAUAAAAAUUAUAGUAGAUCAAAUAAACUUUAUGGAACAACUGCACAUAAUGACACAAAGAAAUAUAGGUCUUCAUCGAGAAAUUAUAGAAAUGAUAAGUAUAUCUUAAGAAAGGAAAAUUAUAAAAAGGAAUAUAAUAAUAAUUUAUAUGAUGAAGAGGAUAAUAGAAGUGAUAAAUAUAGAAAUGAUCGUGGUGUAAGGGAUAGAAAAAAAGAUUUUAGAAAUGUAGAUAGAGAAAAGGUACAUAUAUACAAAAGUGAAGACAAAAAUGAACAGAAAAAAGAAGAUAAAUAUGAUCGUAAGAAGGAUGAUAAAUAUGAUCGUAAGAAGGAUGAUAAAUAUGAUCGUAAGAAGGAUGAUAAAUAUGAUCGUAAGAAGGAUGAUAAGUAUGAUCGUAAGAAAGAUGAUAAGUAUGAUCGUAAGAAGGAUGACAAAUAUGACCGCAAGAAGGACGAUAAAUAUGAUCGUAAGAAGGACUAUAAAUAUGAUUAUAAAAAGGACGAUAAAUAUGAACGUAAAGUAGAUGAUAUUAAUGAAAAUAAAGUAGAUGAUGUAAAUGAACGUAAAAUAGAAGAUAAAAAUGAAAAUAAAAUAAAAGAUACAAAUAAACAUAAAGUAGAAGAUGCAAAUAAAUGUAAAUUAGAAGAUAUAAAUGAAAGUAAAAUAGAAGAUAUAAAUGAAAAUAAAAUAGAAGAUAUAAAUAAAACAAAAGAUACAAAUAAACACAAAAUAGAAGAUAGAAAUGAACCUGAUAUAGAUCAUAAAAAAGAACUUAAAAAUGAACGCAGAAACCUUAAUAGAGAUGAACGAAGAAAAGAAAAUAUUGAUGAACAGAAAAACGAAAAUAGAAAUGGAUAUAAAAUAAAAAAUAACCAUUAUAACAAAAAGGAUAGUGAUAGUAGUAUAGUUAUGAAGAAAGGAAAUAUAUACAAUACACGGAAUAACAGAUAUACGGAAAACAUUUCAGAGAAAGAAAAAGUUGAAAAAAAUAAUAGAAAUGAAUUAGAUAAAUAUAACAAUUCUAGAAACACAUCAAAGAAAUAUCUCAACAAAUCAAAAGAUAACUAUUUCCAAAAUAAUAAAUAUGUAAAGAAUAAUACAGAUAUACCUAAAAAUUUCAAAACUCUUAAAAACACUAAGGAAAAUUAUUAUAAUGAAGGGGAUGAAAAGAAGAAUAAUAUAAUCGGAACACAUGAGAAAGAUAAUAAAAAUUUAAAUGAUGUAUGUGAUUCUAAUGUUCGUAAUAAUAUAAAUAAGAAAAAUGAAAAAAAUAAUAUAAAAAAUGGUAAUAUGAAUAAAACAUGUUAUAAUAAUGAUGUUAAUAAUACAGAUAAAAUGGGAAAUAUUAACAAUAAGGAAAACAUUGACAUUAUGAAUAAUAAUAAAAAUGGUGAUAAUAAAAAUAUUAAUAAGGAUUCUAUGAAAGAGAAAAGCUAUAAUGAAAAAUUAUCAAAUGGUAUGCAUGCAAGCAUGAAUGGUGAUAUAAAUAAUAAUAAUAAGAAUAAGAAUUACACUUUACAAAAUAAGAACAAUGUGACAGAUUUUAUUGAUACCAAAAACAAUAACAAUAAUAAUAUGGUGUUGAUGAAAAAUGAUGUAAACAAUUCCUUUUCAAAACAAUAUUCAUUUAAAGGACCAUAUACUCAUAUGAAAAAAAAAAAUCCCAAAGAGGAUAUGUUUAAUGAUACAAUAAAUAAUAAUAUGUAUGAAUAUAAAAAUAAUAUGAAUUAUAAUAAAAUCCUUGAUUAUAAUAACAUGACAAAUAUGAAUCAUCACAAUCAACAUCAACAUCUUCAUCCACCACCACCACCACAACAACAACAACAAGCACAUCUCCAAACUCAAACUCAUCAUCAUCCUCAUGCACAUCCUCAUCAAAUGUAUCAUGAUCAUAGAAAGAAUACUUCUAUAAAUAAUGACAAAAAUAAUUAUACAAAUGAUAAAGUUUGUUUUAAUUAUUUAAAUAAUAAUGUCUAUAAUAAUUAUUGUUAUGAUAAUACUUUUAUGGAUAAUAAUAAUUAUUAUUUUGAUGAUAAUAUGUAUCAAAGAAAUAAUAAUAAUUACAUAAAUGAAAAUCAUGCUUUUUAUAACAAUAAUCGAUAUAUUAAUCAUAUGAAUGACCAUUUUAUGAAUGCUAAUUAUAUGAACAAUAAUUAUAUAAAUGAAAGAAAUUAUUUAAAUGUUCCUCCUCAUAACUAUAUGAAUGAACCAAAUUAUAUGAACGACCAUAAUUUUGUAAACGAUCAUACAUAUCAAGCUGAUGGUAAUUUUAUAGGAAAUAAUUAUAUAAAUGAAAAUACUGCAUAUAUUAAUGAAAAUUAUAUACACGAUGCAACAUAUAUUAGUAAUAAUUAUAUGAAUGGUACUAAUAAUUAUUUUUAUGAAAAUAUGUAUCCAGCAUAUGACAAUGAAAAUUAUUAUUAUGCCGAUAAUAAAUUUAACAAACAAUAA